AUGUUUGUCACCGGCAUGAAUGAUGCCAAUUUGGGUAUUAUCAUUCCAACGCUGAAAGAGCGAUAUGGGUUGACACAAUACGUCGUGUCCAUUGUCUUCCUUACUACAACCUUUGGCUAUUUCCUAGCUGCUUUUACAAAUGGAUACUUGAUCCAAAAGACCUCCCAAGCUACGACAGCAUUGAUUGGCGCGGUUUCCAUGGUGAUGGGAUUCCUGGUGAUCGCUGUAUCAGUGCCAUUUCCUGCCAUGUGCUGCAUGACUACCUUUAUUGGUUUUGGUACGGCUUUGACACAAUCAUGUGCCAACGUCGUUGUUGGAGAGAUGCCUCAUAACACAAUGCUCUUGAACUUUUCUCAUGCAUUGUAUGGAUGUGGUGCCUUGAUUGCUCCCUUGACGGCUGCAGCUGUAUUACAAUUAGAAAGAUCAUGGACCAUCACUUACAUGAUCUUGUGCGGUAUGGGUGGGCUCAAUGCAGUGACCCUUUUCUUUACGUUCAGAAAUCUCUCAACACGUGCUGAGUUACAAGAGAAACAGCAAGACCAGAAAACAAGCAGCAAUGCAUUGAUAGCAGCAGCAAUUCGACAAAGAAUCACCUAUGUAGGGGCAUUCUUUUUGCUCCUCUAUGUGGGUGCUGAAGUGACGCUUGGCAAUUGGGGAUACACCUACUUGAUCUCCAUACGCAGCGGCGAUACAAUUGCCAUGGCACAUGUCAUGUCCGGUUAUUGGGCAGGCAUAUGUGCGGGCCGUCUUUUCUUGGGCUAUUUAACACUACGUUUUGGAGAAAAGCGCAUGGUCUUUUUAUAUCUUUGCUUGAUUUUUGCCAUGCUUUUUGUCUUUUGGUUUGUGGCUGCAAUAGCAGCAAAUGCAGCAGCAUUGGCUAUUAUUGGCGUUGCUCUCGGUCCUCUUUAUCCAUCUACUGUAGGCUUGGCCAACAAGGUUGUGCCUUCCCAUUUGUAUGCGGUUUCAGUGGGAUUCUUAUCAGCGUUUGGAAGCUGUGGAUCUGCUUUAGGUCCCUUAAUCACGGGUGUCAUGAUUGGUGCAAAAGGUGUACGGGUCUUGGUUCCUUUUUGUGUAGCGAUGGCUGGUGCCAUGAUCGUUGCGUGGAUGUUUAUGCCCUCAUCUUCGUCUUCAUAUGAUAAUGACAAGGGUCAAUCUUCUUCGAUGAAUACUAAUAACUUACGCGCAAGCAAUGUAUCCAUGGAUACAAGAUCGGUUGUCUAG
This is a messenger RNA of Lichtheimia ornata, 1221 nucleotides long. RefSeq lists its product as uncharacterized. Lineage: Eukaryota; Fungi; Mucoromycota; Mucoromycetes; Mucorales; Lichtheimiaceae. The transcript has 5 exons. Gene Ontology annotation, biological process: transmembrane transport. Bases 1 to 1221 code for a protein of 406 amino acids. Gene Ontology annotation, molecular function: transmembrane transporter activity. The record is from RefSeq and is a predicted model, not a curated record. Gene Ontology annotation, cellular component: membrane.